AGACCCUGCAACCAAUCUCAAUUCACAAAAGAGAAAGAAGAAGAAGAAAAACUGAAUUCUGAUUGAAGAAGAAGAAGAAGACGACUCGAUUAGAUACCGUUAGCUAUUGGAGAAACUCGUUUUGAUUCGUUUCUACCGAAAGGUUUUUGUUUGUAUUAUAACGAUGUCGAGUCCUAUGGAGUCCUCUGAAUUCGCCGCUACUCGGAGAUUUUCAAGGAAGCCGAGUUUCUCGCAGACGUGUAGUCGUUUGAGUCAGUAUCUGAAGGAAAACGGUAGCUUUGGAGAUCUCACCUUAGGGAUGUCAUGCAAGCCUGAGGUCAACGGCAACACACGUCAGCCCACAACAACCAUGAGUCUAUUCCCUUGUGAGACUUCCAACGUGGAUUCUAUUGCGGAUGUUAAACCCAAGAAUCUGUUUCCUAGGCAACCAAGCUUUUCUUCUUCAUCUUCCUCUCUCCCCAAGGAAGAUGUUCUAAAAAUGACACAGACUACUACUACUACUAGAUCUGUGAAACUAGAGCCUCAAACUGCACCGUUGACUAUAUUCUACGGCGGGCAAGUGAUUGUGUUCGAUGACUUUACUGCUGAGAAAGCCAAAGAAGUGAUGGACUUAGCGAGCAAUGGAACCCCUACUACCUUCACCGGUUUCACAUCUAAUCUCAACAUCAUCCAGAGUGUUGCCACUAGUAACUUAACCAAGAAUCAAACAGAGAUCAGAAGCAACAUCGCUCCUAUCUCAAACCAACUUCCUCAUCUCAUGAAAACCGCAACACAAGGGCCUAUCCAAUCCUCCUCAACUGCAAUGGCAUGCGAACUUCCUAUUGCUAGAAGAGCUUCACUCCAUCGGUUUCUAGCCAAGAGAAAAGACAGGGUUACGUCAAAGGCACCGUACCAAUUAAACGAUCCAUCCAAAGCGUCUUCAAAGCCUCAAACCGGAGAAAACACCACCUCUUGGCUUGGUUUAGCAACUGAAAUGUGAAGGGCAUGGUUUAACCACCACAAACCGUACCGGGGGAUAUUCUUUUGACGUUAGAAAACUUCAUAUAUUUGUAUGUAUCUGUUUAUGAUUAGCGAUCAAUUCUUGUUAGCUUCUGUCUUUCACUAGGGUAUUGUAUCAUGAUUGUCUUUACAAAUCCCCUUUCUUUGGGCCGUCUCAAAACUAGUCUCGUAUGUUAGUGAGUUUGUAAGAACAUUUUGUUGACGGUAAUGCUAGUUUUAAUUUUAAGUUUCU
This is a messenger RNA of Raphanus sativus (radish), 1231 nucleotides long. Its product is annotated as protein TIFY 10A. Gene Ontology annotation, cellular component: nucleus. The record is from RefSeq and is a predicted model, not a curated record. NCBI's taxonomy places the organism in Eukaryota, Viridiplantae, Streptophyta, Magnoliopsida, Brassicales, Brassicaceae. Gene Ontology annotation, biological process: response to wounding; regulation of defense response; regulation of jasmonic acid mediated signaling pathway. Bases 164 to 979 code for a protein of 271 amino acids. The transcript has 4 exons.